CAGUGCUCUCUGCCUUUUGGUUGAAGCCCCUCAUCUGCCUUCAGUGUGAAGGCAGGGCCCGGAGGAGGACUGAUCGGAGGGUCCCUGUCGGUGGGGCCAUCCGAGAAGAAGAGAGGGGCGAGGGGCAGGAAGGAAGCUACCAUCAAAUUGAAAAGAAAAAGCCCUUUGACUUCCCCCCCACCCCCUCCAAUGGCUGUGUAGCAAUCAUCCUCGGUGGCACCGUGGAAGGGAAGAAGUUGGUCUGCAGUCACAAUUGUGUGGGUCUAGUUCGCAGUCGUGAGCGAGGGGCUCAGAGAUGGAGCGGUGGUCCUCCAGGUGGAAAACGAAACGGUGGCUCUGGCAUUUCACCAUCACAGUCCUCUCACUGACUUUCCUCUUCCAGGCUAGAGAGGUCAGAGGAGCUGCUCCUGUUGAUGUCCUCAAAGCAUUAGAUUUUCAUAAUUCUCCAGAAGGAAUAUCAAAAACAACAGGAUUUUGUACAAACAGAAAGAAUUCAAAAGGUGCAGACACUGCCUACAGAGUUUCAAAGCAAGCACAACUCAGUGCCCCAACAAAACAGCUAUUCCCAGGUGGACCUUUUCCAGAAGAUUUUUCAAUCUUAUUUACAGUAAAGCCUAAAAAGGGAAUUCAGUCCUUCCUUUUAUCCAUAUAUAAUGAACAUGGCAUUCAGCAAAUUGGUGUUGAGGUUGGGAGAUCACCUGUUUUCCUGUAUGAAGAUCACACUGGAAAGCCUGCCCCAGAAGACUAUCCUCUCUUUAGAACUGUUAACAUUGCAGAUGGCAAGUGGCAUCGGAUAGCAAUCAGUGUGGAGAAGAAAAUGGUGACGAUGAUUGUUGAUUGUAAGAAGAAAACCACAAAAGCACUUGAUAGAAGUGAGAGAGCAAUUGUUGACACCAAUGGAAUCACAGUCUUUGGAACAAGAAUAUUGGAUGAAGAAGUUUUUGAGGGGGAUAUUCAGCAGUUGUUGAUAACAGGUGACCCCAAAGCAGCAUAUGACUACUGUGAACAUUAUAGCCCAGACUGUGACUCUUCAGCUCCCAAGGCUGCACAGGCUCAGGAACCCCAGAUAGAUGAGAAAAAGAAAUCCAAUUUCAAAAAGAAGACGAGGACAGUGACCUCUAAGUCAAAGGAAAAAUCUAAAAAGUUUAAACCCCCCAAAUCUGAAAAAUUUGCAUCCAAGAAGAAGAAAAGUUAUCAAGCAACAGCAAAAGCCAAACUAGGGGUAAAGGCAAAUAUUAUUGAUGAUUUUCAAGACUACAACUAUGGAACAAUGGAAAGUUACCAGACAACAGCUCCUAGACGUGUAUCCGGUACAAAUGAGCCAAAUCCAGUUGAAGAUGUAUUUACUGAAGAAUAUCUAACUGGAGAGGAUUAUGAUUCCCAGAGGAAAAAUUCUGAGGAUACUUUAUAUGAAAACAAAGAAAUAGACGGCAGGGACUCUGACCUUCUGGUAGAUGGAGAUUUAGGUGAAUAUGAUUUUUAUGAAUAUAAAGAAUAUGAAGAGAAACCAACAAGCCCCACUAUUGAAGAAUUUGGUCCAGGUGUACCAGCAGAAACUGAUAUCACUGAAACAAGCAUAAAUGGCCAUGGAGCAUAUGGAGAAAAAGGACAAAAAGGAGAACCAGCAGUGGUUGAACCUGGUAUGCUUAUUGAAGGACCCCCAGGGCCAGCAGGACCUGCGGGUCUUAUGGGCCCUCCAGGUCUCCAAGGCCCUGUUGGACCCCCUGGUGACCCUGGUGACAGGGGCCCACCAGGACGUCCUGGUUUGCCAGGAGCUGAUGGUUUACCUGGUCCUCCUGGUACCAUGUUAAUGCUACCGUUUCGUUAUGGUGGGGAUAGUUCCAAAGGACCAGUUGUCUCUGCUCAAGAAGCUCAAGCUCAGGCAAUUCUUCAGCAGGCUCGGAUUGCUCUGAGAGGCCCACCUGGCCCAAUGGGUCUGACUGGAAGACCAGGUCCUGUGGGGGGACCAGGUUCAUCAGGGGCCAAAGGUGAGAGUGGUGAUCCAGGCCCUCAGGGUCCUCGAGGCGUCCAAGGUCCCCCUGGACCAACGGGAAAGCCUGGUAAAAGGGGUCGACCAGGUGCUGAUGGAGGAAGAGGAAUGCCAGGAGAACCUGGGGCAAAGGGAGAUCGAGGAUUUGAUGGACUUCCAGGUCUUCCUGGUGACAAAGGUCAUAGGGGUGAACGAGGUCCUCAAGGUCCUCCUGGUGCACCUGGAGAAGAUGGAAUGAGGGGAGAUGAUGGAGAAAUAGGACCAAGGGGUCUCCCUGGUGAAGCUGGCCCACGAGGAUUACUGGGACCAAGAGGAACACCAGGACCUACAGGGCAGCCUGGCAUUGCAGGUGUGGAUGGUCCCCAAGGUCCAAAAGGAAACAUGGGUCCCCAAGGAGAGCCUGGACCGCCAGGUCAGCAAGGAAAUCCAGGACCUCAAGGUCUUCCUGGUCCACAAGGCCCAAUUGGUCCUCCUGGUGAAAAAGGACCUCAAGGAAAACCAGGGCUUGCUGGACUUCCUGGUGCAGAUGGGCCUCCUGGUCACCCAGGAAAAGAAGGCCAGUCUGGAGAAAAGGGUGCUUUGGGUCCUCCAGGUCCACAGGGUCCUAUUGGUUACCCAGGUCCUCGAGGAGUAAAGGGGGCAGAUGGUGUCAGAGGUCUCAAAGGCUCUAAAGGGGAAAAGGGUGAAGAUGGUUUUCCAGGAUUCAAAGGUGACAUGGGCCUUAAAGGUGACAGAGGAGAAGUUGGUCAACUGGGUCCAAGAGGAGAAGAUGGCCCUGAAGGUCCGAAAGGUCGAGCAGGUCCACCUGGAGACCCUGGUCCUUCAGGUCAAGCAGGAGAAAAGGGGAAGCUUGGUGUUCCAGGGCUACCAGGAUAUCCAGGAAGACAAGGUCCAAAGGGCUCUACUGGAUUUCCCGGGUUCCCGGGUUCUAAUGGAGAGAAAGGUGCAAGGGGUGUAGCUGGCAAACCAGGACCUCGGGGUCAACGUGGUCCAACUGGUCCCCGUGGCUCAAGAGGUGCAAGAGGCCCCACUGGUAAACCAGGUCCAAAGGGUACCUCAGGUGGUGAUGGGCCCCCUGGACCUCCUGGUGAAAGGGGCCCUCAAGGACCACAAGGUCCUGUUGGAUUCCCUGGACCAAAAGGCCCUCCUGGACCACCAGGAAAAGAUGGACUCCCAGGGCACCCUGGACAGCGUGGGGAGACGGGGUUUCAAGGCAAGACUGGCCCUCCUGGACCAGGAGGUGUUGUUGGACCACAAGGUCCUACUGGUGAGACUGGUCCAAUAGGUGAACGUGGACAUCCUGGCCCUCCUGGUCCUCCUGGUGAGCAAGGCCUUCCUGGUGCAGCAGGAAAAGAAGGAGCAAAGGGUGACCCAGGUCCUCAAGGUAUCUCAGGAAAAGACGGACCAGCAGGAUUACGAGGUUUUCCAGGUGAAAGAGGUCUUCCUGGAGCUCAGGGCGCAUCUGGUCUGAAAGGAGGAGAAGGUCCCCAAGGCCCACCAGGUCCAGUUGGCUCCCCAGGAGAACGUGGAUCAGCAGGUACAGCUGGCCCAAUUGGUCUGCCAGGGCGUCCAGGACCCCAGGGUCCUCCAGGUCCAGCUGGAGAGAAAGGUGCUCCGGGAGAAAAAGGUCCUCAAGGCCCUGCAGGAAGAGAUGGUGUGCAGGGUCCGGUGGGCCUCCCUGGUCCUGCUGGUCCCGCCGGCUCUCCUGGAGAGGAUGGAGAUAAGGGUGAAAUUGGUGAACCAGGCCAAAAAGGCAGUAAGGGUGACAAAGGAGAAAAUGGUCCUCCUGGCCCCCCAGGUCUUCAAGGACCUGUUGGUGCCCCAGGAAUUGCUGGAGGUGAUGGUGAGCCUGGCCCUAGAGGACAGCAGGGUAUGUUCGGACAAAAAGGUGAUGAAGGUCCAAGAGGAUUCCCUGGGCCUCCUGGCCCCAUAGGUCUUCAGGGUUUGCCAGGCCCACCUGGUGAAAAAGGUGAAAAUGGGGAUGUUGGUCCUAUGGGUCCACCUGGCCCUCCAGGACCAAGAGGCCCUCAAGGUCCCAAUGGAGCUGAUGGACCACAAGGACCCCCAGGAUCCAUUGGUUCAGUUGGCGGUGUUGGUGAAAAGGGAGAGCCUGGAGAAGCUGGAAACCCAGGGCCUCCUGGAGAAGCUGGUUCAGGGGGUCCCAAAGGAGAAAGAGGGGAGAAAGGAGAAGCCGGUCCACCUGGUGCUGCUGGACCUCCUGGUGCUAAGGGACCACCAGGUGAUGAUGGUCCUAAAGGCAACCCCGGUCCUGUAGGUUUUCCUGGAGAUCCUGGUCCUCCUGGGGAACCUGGCCCUGCUGGGCAAGAUGGUGUUGGAGGUGACAAAGGUGAAGACGGAGAUCCUGGUCAACCAGGUCCUCCUGGUCCAUCUGGUGAGGCUGGCCCACCAGGUCCUCCUGGGAAAAGGGGUCCUCCUGGAGCUACAGGGUCAGAGGGAAGGCAAGGUGAAAAAGGUGCUAAGGGAGAAGCUGGUGCUGAAGGUCCUGCUGGAAAAACCGGCCCAGUUGGUCCUCAGGGACCUGCAGGCAAACCUGGUCCAGAAGGGCUCAGAGGUAUUCCUGGUCCUGUGGGAGAACAAGGUCUUCCAGGAGCUGCAGGCCAAGAUGGACCCCCUGGGCCUUUGGGACCUCCUGGUUUACCUGGUCUCAAAGGUGAUCCUGGUUCCAAGGGUGAGAAGGGACAUCCUGGUUUAAUUGGCCUGAUAGGUCCUCCUGGAGAACAAGGUGAAAAGGGUGACAGAGGACUCCCUGGAACUCAAGGUUCUCCUGGAGCAAAGGGAGAUGGAGGUCUUCCUGGCUCUCCUGGUCCCUUAGGCCCACCUGGACCUCCAGGUUUACCAGGUCCUCAAGGUCCAAAGGGUAACAAAGGCUCUACUGGUCCUGCUGGCCAGAAGGGUGAUAGUGGUCCCCCUGGGCCUCCUGGACCUCCAGGCCCACCUGGUGAAGUAAUCCAACCUUUACCAAUCUUGUCACCCAAAAAAACAAGAAGACAUACUGAAAGCAUGCAAGCAGAUGCAGGCGACAAUAUUCUUGAUUAUUCAGAUGGAAUGGAAGAAAUAUUUGGUUCCCUCAAUUCUCUGAAACAAGACAUUGAGCAUAUGAAGUUUCCAAUGGGCACACAAAGUAAUCCAGCCCGAACUUGCAAAGAUCUGCAACUCAGCCAUCCUGACUUCCCAGACGGUGAAUAUUGGAUUGAUCCUAACCAAGGCUGCUCAGGAGAUUCCUUCAAAGUUUACUGUAAUUUCACGUCUGGUGGAGAAACCUGUAUUUAUCCAGACAAAAAAUCUGAAGGUGUAAGAAUUUCAUCUUGGCCAAAAGAGAAACCAGGAAGCUGGUUUAGUGAGUUCAAGAGAGGAAAACUGCUUUCAUAUGUAGAUGUUGAAGGCAAUUCCAUUAAUAUGGUGCAAAUGACAUUCCUGAAACUGCUGACUGCCUCUGCUAGACAAAAUUUCACCUACCACUGUCAUCAGUCGGCAGCCUGGUAUGAUGUGUCAUCUGGAAGUUAUGACAAAGCACUUCGAUUCCUGGGAUCAAAUGAUGAGGAGAUGUCCUAUGACAAUAACCCUUACAUCAAAGCACUGUAUGAUGGCUGUGAGUCCAGAAAAGGCUAUGAAAAGACUGUUAUUGAAAUCAAUACACCGAAAAUUAAUCAAGUACCUAUUGUUGAUGUAAUGAUCAAUGACUUUGGUGAUCAGAUUCAGAAGUUUGGAUUUGAAGUUGGUCCUGUUUGUUUUCUUGGCUGAUGUAAGGACAGGGACAUUUAUUUCUAACAGAAAUUUAUCAUGGUAUCACCAACCCAUUUUAUGCCACAUGCAAGUUUUGAAUAAGGAUGAUAUAGAAAACAACUUGUUACAUGUAAAUGUAUCAUUUAGGGAAUAAAAAUGCCAUGUGAGGGCAGAACCACACAAUAGUUAUGAAAUGCAUAAGAUAGUGUGGCUGAGAUGGAAAACAGGGCUGCUUUUGAUUCCCUAUUCUCCUCUCUCCUUUCCUUAUUUGGACUUCUUUGGUGCUGUAGAAAAAAAAAAAGAGAGAAACAUAUAUAUUCCUAAAAGUUAUGGUGCUCAUUAUCAUCCAUCAAGGAUGUGCUAAAACAACUGUGUGUUUAAUUAAUUGUAAUUAUUUUAUGUACAGUUCUAUACUGUUAUCUAUGGGUCCAUUUCCAAAACUUGCACGUGCCUCUGAAUUUCCUCUGACUCUAAUUUUAUGACAAUUGCAGAACUAUGGUGGCAAUAAAUAUGUGUAUUAUGAAAAAAAAAUUUGUAACUUCUCAUGACUCUAGAUCCCUUGCUUUGAUUAAUAAUAAAAUGCCUUUGUAUAUAUUGAUGUUAAAGAGUUCAGUUAUUUGAAGUCGCCAACAAAAUUCUCAGAGGGAAAACACCUGGAAGAAUUUUCUGAAGCACAAUCAGAUCCACUCUUCUCUGCUGACAGUACCUUUUGCUGAAUUCCAGCCCAAAAUAUCAUGCAUUUUUAUAUCUUUUUCAAUGCUUUACCUCAAAUAUUUUAUUUUUUCUCAGAAUCCAGGAUUUCACAGCAUAGUUGUAUAUACAGAAAACAAGUAAGUUUAUAUUUUUGGCCAGGAAGUGUGUUUGAGAAACUAUUUUAACAAUUGAUGCCUACAUGAAGCAAACACUCAGAUGUACAAUUUUUUUCUCUCCAUCUCAUUUCCGUGUGUUUGGUGUGCUUCUAUGCUUCAGAUUAAUUUUAAAGGUAGAAACUAAACCAUUAUUUAUGAAUUUAUACAAGAUUACAUUUUUAAUCCAUCAACUUUUAAAAUUUGAUUAUAAAUUGCAUAUAAUAGUCUCAAUUUUCUUUUACCUGCCCAACAAAUAUUAUUACUUUCCUUUCAAAAUAAGUCUAUACAUAAUGUGAUAUACCUACUUGCUUAGUAACAUUUGGGUGUACUGUUACUAACAGUGCUUAUUUAAAAGUCAUAUUUAUUUAAGACUAUCAAAAUUUUUGCCCCGCUAAGGUGUUUUCUUUCAGGUAACUUGAAACAGGAGUGCAUUUUUAAAUUUAAAAACUGAACUUUGUAUCUAUUUUAAAUAAUAUAUGUACGACUUGAAAAUAAAUGUGUUUUAUUCUUUCUUAUAUAAAGUGUUAAAUUAAUUGAUACCAGAUUCCACUGGAACAUUUUCAACUGAUAAAUUAUCAUGAAAAAGAAUUCUUGUAAUGUUGACAUUAAAAAGUGAACAUUUGUCAUUCAGAAUUUAUUUUUUAAAUCAAGUUUGUAAAUGUCCUUUCAAAAAGGGAACUAUGAAACCUAUCAAUAAACUCAAGUCUUGCCUACCUGGA
Molecule: messenger RNA, 7301 nt
Organism: Elephantulus edwardii (Cape elephant shrew)
Lineage: Eukaryota; Metazoa; Chordata; Mammalia; Macroscelidea; Macroscelididae
Gene: COL11A1
Product: collagen, type XI, alpha 1
Exons: 67
Coding region: 296-5752 (1818 amino acids)
Cellular component (GO): collagen type XI trimer
Molecular function (GO): extracellular matrix structural constituent
Source: RefSeq, a predicted model, not a curated record